This is a messenger RNA of Dreissena polymorpha, 1360 nucleotides long. RefSeq lists its product as uncharacterized. Gene Ontology annotation, molecular function: copper ion binding; oxidoreductase activity. The coding region runs from base 818 to 1360 and encodes 180 amino acids. The transcript is spliced from 2 exons. Gene Ontology annotation, cellular component: plasma membrane. The record is from RefSeq and is a predicted model, not a curated record. Gene Ontology annotation, biological process: iron ion transport. NCBI's taxonomy places the organism in Eukaryota, Metazoa, Mollusca, Bivalvia, Myida, Dreissenidae.
GAAUGCUGACUCAAUAAUUUGAUUAUAAUACUGGAAAAGUUAUUAACACCACUUAUUCAGUAGACACGGCUAAGUUCUCAAGAUUCGAAUUUCAAUCGGGAUUAAUCAACGGAAAAGGGAGACACUGGGUUGAUGCAUCUACAAUCAACGGAAGCCCACUUCCGCGAUUUCAAAUUAGAUCCGGGAUAACUUAUCGUUUCCGAAUCAUUGGCGCGAUGACCCUUUAUCCGAUGAGAGUGUCAAUCGAAGGGCAAACAUUUACUGUUAGAGGAUCGGACGCGUUCGACAUCGAACGAACAACUGUGCAGUCGUUAGUUAUACACCCCGGUGAGAGAUAUGAUUUCGUUUGGCACGGACCGUCCAAUACGUCCCAAAAGCAGUAUAUGUUGGUUGCAGAGACUAUAGAGACACCGGAAAGUCUCAACAACAAUUAAUAUCACGCGGCUGAGGCCAUUCUUGAGAUGCUAGACGUUACUGGCCCGGUCAAUUUGAACCCUGCAAAGGCGGCCGCUCCAAAUUGCAAUAUAAUAAACUGCACUGUACUCAACUGCCCUUAUCAGUUCUAUCCAAGAGAUAGCAAAACCACUUGUCUAACAUUCAAUGACCUUUUGAAUAACGACCCGAUUCGGGAAACGGAUAAGAUUGUCGGAAACAAAGUCGAUAACGAGUACUUCUUUAACUUCGGAUUUCCUGGCCAAAAUGGUAACACUCCUGGCUCAGUAAAUGCUAGAGAAUUUAUAUUUCCUUCCGUCCCAAUGCUCACGCAGUCAGACGAGAUAAGCACACUUUGCGAUGAAGGAAAUGCAGGCGGGAAUGGAUGUGUGCAUGUUCGUAUACACAAAAAAUUCCUUCUGACAAACUCAUUGAGAUGGUUUUCACUAAAAUAGGAAACGGAUCGGGAUGGUCACACCCUAUUCAUCUGCACGGCCACUCGUUCUAUGUCAUUAAGAUGGGACUAGGAACGUACAACCCUGAUAAAGGUGACCUCAUUGCCCAAAAUCAAGACAUUAUUUGCACCGACGGCAGGAACUUCUGCAGGACAAUGAGAUGGAAAGAUGCGUCCUGGGAUAACGGAAAUGUCACUGGAAUGAAUGAGGAUCCGCCACAAAAAGACACAAUCGUGGUUCCAACUGGUUUUGUUUAUUUACAUUAUUUUUGUAGCUACGUGGUGGUGCGGUUUAUCUCCGACAAACCCGGUAUGUGGUUCCUACAUUGUCACAUCGACCUGCACAACACUAACGGCAUGGGGAUGGUGAUAGACAAAGGAGAUACAAAGCCAACUACACCGAUGGGGUUUCCUGUUUGUCGCAACUUCGAAUUUAAAGGUAGUGUUUUAAAAGAAAACAAUAACAUCAGUUGA